GCGAAGUUGAAUAAUUUUGAUAAGGUUAUAUUGAAACAACAUAUAAAAGACUUCUCAAGUUGAAUAAAAAGUUAAAACGUAAAAAAACGACGUUACGAACAUAUAAAAUUGUUAAAGAUGGGUAUCCUGAAGUUUUACAAGGCACCUGGAUUAAAGACGGGCCAGCUGAAAAGCAAACUGCACAAAGUGUCGCAAAUCGAGGCAUCGGUGACGGAUCUUGAGACCGAGCUAUGUUACUAUGUGGAAACAACCGAGCCGCUUCAGGAAGAGGAAGUCCGAAUAUUGAAGUGGAUCUUGGCACCUCCCUUCGAGCGAGAAUGUUUGCGAUGUGACAGUGUGUUCAAUAAAACUGAAAAUCAUGCUAUUGUUAUUGAAUUUGGACCCAGAUUGAAUUUCUCGACAGCAUUUUCUAGUAACGCAGUUUCCAUAUGUAAAUCUGUCAAAUUGAAUAAAGUAACAAGGAUAGAAGCGGCUAUUAGAUAUCGCAUCAAGCAUAAAGGAACGUUUGAUAAAAAAGUAGAGAAUGCUAUUGUAGAUGUACUGGGAGAUCGGAUGACGGAAUGUAGAUACGUAAAACCCAUCGAAACGUUUGAUCAUGGCUUCAGGCCAGAGAAAUGGUUCGAAGUUGAUGUAAUUAAUAAAGGCAGGCAAGCUUUAGAAGAAGUUAAUACGAAAUUGGGUUUGGCAUUUGACGAUUCGGAUUUAGAUUUUUAUACAGAAUUAUUUCUCCGGAAGUUGAAACGCAAUCCAACUAGUGUGGAAUGUUUCGAUUUAGCGCAAUCUAAUAGUGAACAUAGCCGUCAUUGGUUCUUUAAAGGGCGCAUCGUUUUGGAUGGCAAAGAGGAAAAACAAUCCUUGAUCGAUAUGGUCAUAGACACGCAAAAUUAUUCGAAUCCGAACAAUGUUAAAUUCAGCGAUAACAGCAGCGCCAUAGAAGGAUUUCAAGUCUCCGUCCUGCGUCCUAUAAAAACUGACAAAUGCAGCAAUUUUCAUCUAGACGAUGUCAAACAGCAUCUCAUUUUUACAGCGGAGACACAUAACUUUCCAACUGGUGUGGCACCUUUUAGUGGUGCUACAACUGGCACUGGAGGUCGACUGAGGGAUAUUCAAGGUAUUGGUAGAGGAGGGAAUUAUAUAGCGGGCACUGCAGGUUACAGUGUUGGCAAUCUCCACAUUCCAGACUACGAUUUACUAUGGGAAGAAAAGGAUGCAAUUUAUCCCAACAACAUGGCAUCGCCGUUAGAAAUCAUAAUUGAAGCUAGCAACGGUGCAUCCGAUUAUGGAAACAAAUUUCGAGAGCCAGUUGUGUCCGGUUUUGUACGCUCUUACGGAGCAACGGAUAACGCAGGAGUCAGACGAGAAUGGAUCAAGCCCAUAAUGUUCAGUGGAGGAUUAGGAACCAUGGAUGCGAAUUUUGCUAAUAACGUUCCAGCAGAACGAGGUAUGAAAGUAGUCAAGAUCGGCGGGCCAGUCUAUCGAAUCGGCGUGGGUGGCGGUUCGGCGAGCAGCGUGGAGGUACAAGGCGAUAACAGUGCCGAACUGGAUUUCGGUGCUGUGCAACGUGGCGAUCCCGAGAUGGAGCAAAAAUUGAACCGCUUGGUGCGUGCGUGCGCGGAGAUGGGCAACGGCAAUCCAAUUCUCAGUAUUCACGAUCAGGGUGCCGGUGGUAACGGCAAUGUCCUCAAGGAACUGGUGGAACCCGCCGGUGCCGUGAUCUUCACAAGAAACUUUGACCUCGGUGAUCCUAGUAUCAGCACGAUGGAACUUUGGGGCGCGGAGUAUCAAGAAAGCGACGCGAUCUUGUGCAAACCGGAGGACGACGGUCUGUUGAGGAGAAUCGCUGCGCGUGAGAAGUGUCCGAUCAAUUUUGUCGGCACUGUUACCGGAAAUGGAAAACUUAUUGUUUCCGAGGAGGAAAGCUGCGAUGCCUCGAAGUAUCUUAAUUACGAAGAUAAAAACUUGGAUAGUAGCAAGCAUCCGGUGAAUCUGGAAUUGGAUGUUAUUCUUGGGAAAAUGCCUCGCAAGGUCUUCAAUCUGCAGAAGGUGUCGCCGCCGAGAUUCCCGAUGAGCCUGCCCGAUGGAUUGACCGUGCCUAGCGCUUUAGACAGAGUUCUUCGACUGCCUUCAGUAGCUAGCAAACGAUACUUAACAAACAAGGUAGACCGUUGCGUGACGGGCUUAGUAGCCCAGCAGCAAUGUGUCGGUCCACUGCACACGCCUCUGGCGGACGUCGCCGUGAUAGCCAUUUCACAUUUCUCUGUGGAAGGCAUCGCGACUUCCAUUGGCGAACAGCCGAUUAAGGGACUCGUGAAUGAAGCGGCCGGCGCUCGCAUGACGGUGGCUGAGGCCCUCAGCAAUCUGGUGUUUGCGCGAAUCUCCAGUCUUCGAGAUGUCAAAUGCAGCGGCAACUGGAUGUGGCCGGCAAAACUACCCGGCGAGGGCGCUGCGCUUUAUGAAGCCUGCUCGGCUAUGUGUUCGUUGAUGAAGGAGCUUGGAAUUGCGAUCGACGGCGGCAAGGACUCGCUCAGCAUGGCCGCGCGCAUCGGCAAGGACGUCGUCAAAGCACCCGGUACUCUCGUCGUGUCCUGCUAUGCGCCGUGUCCCGACGUUCGCCAGGUAAUCACUCCGGAUCUCAAAGCUCCUGCCGCGGGACGGCAGGGUCGCUUACUCUUCGUCGAUCUGUCCGGCGGGAAGAGCCGGCUCGGUGGAACAGCCCUGUCUCAGGUCUACAAUCAAUUGGGCGACGACGUGCCGGACGUUGAGAACGCGCAGGCUUUCAGAAGCGCCUUUGACGCCACGCAGCAGCUGAUUGCCGACAACAAAGUUCUCGCCGGUCACGAUGUUAGCGACGGUGGACUAAUCACGUGUCUUCUGGAGAUGUGCUUCGCUGGAAUAUCCGGGAUAAACGUCGACAUAACUCACAAAUCUGCAUCCGCCAUUGAUGUUUUGUUUACCGAGGAGGUUGGCUGGGUGCUGGAGGUCGAUGAGAAGUACUGCGAUGAAGCGAUAGGAGUGUUCCAGCGCCAUGGAGCACCCGUGUUCCUCAUCGGAAAGUCUGUAGGCCUUGGACUGUUAUCGGACGUGAUCAUCAAGGUGCACAAUAACGUCGCACUCAACACCACCGUAAUCGAAGCGAUGAACAUGUGGGAAGAGACCAGUUACCAACUGGAGCGCCAUCAGACGAACGUUAUCUGUGCUCUGGAGGAAUUUACCAGGCUGUGGGAACGUACCGUUCCAGCCUAUCGGCUAAGUUUCGAUCCCCUUAGGUCUCGUUCAAUACCGAAAAAUCCGUCGGGACACAUCAAAGUAGCGGUGAUACGAGAGGAAGGUAUUAACGGGGACAGAGAGAUGGCCGCUUCUCUGCUGGCAGCCGGUUUCAACGUCUGGGACGUCACGAUGCAGGAUCUACUGGAACACCAUGUCACCCUGGAGGUCUUCAGAGGUGUUAUCUUCCCCGGUGGCUUUAGCUACGCCGACGUCUGCGGUUCCGCCAAGGGAUGGGCGGCUAGCUUUCUCUUCCAUCCAUCGUUACGCGAGCAGCUGCAACGAUUCGUCGCUCGCGAGGACACAUUCAGUUUAGGAGUUUGCAAUGGUUGUCAGCUGAUGACGUUGCUAGGAUGGGUGGGCGACGAGGACGUUGAGAACGGACCAGGGAAUUUGGACCACAAUCUCUCGGAGAGAUUCGAGUGCAGGUGGAGCACGGUCAGAAUCGAGAGCUCACCCUCGAUCAUGCUGAAGGGGAUGGAGGAUAGCGUGCUGGGGAUAUGGAUAGCUCACGGAGAGGGCAGGUUCACUUUCCGUGAGGAGGUUUUGCAAACUCUCAAGAGGAACAAUUGCUUACCAAUCAGAUAUACGGACGAUCAUGGUAAUUCGACCAUAUCGUAUCCUAUGAAUCCAAACGGCAGUGUAAAUGGCAUCGCAGCCGUUUGCUCCAAAGACGGGCGACACUUGGCGAUGAUGCCGCAUCCUGAGAGGUGCACGCAAAUGUGGCAAUGGCCUUGGAAGCCAGUGGAAUGGGACUUUAAAGACUCGCCGUGGCAGCGAAUUUUCGAUAAUGCAUACACCUGGUGCCAAGAGCACAGCUAGAUAGAUAUCUGUCAAAUUCAACAUAUUCAUUAAUGAAGAAUUUUAUAACAAUUUUCUAUCGCUGCUUAUAUUUUUUUUAUAUAAACUCUCUUUUCAUACAAUUCUCAAGAGUUGAACAUAAGAAGAGUCUGAAAAUUAUAAGAUAAAUAGAUAAAUAAGCAAUAAAAUUCUUAAAUCCAAGAUAAU
This is a messenger RNA of Linepithema humile (Argentine ant), 4272 nucleotides long. Its product is annotated as phosphoribosylformylglycinamidine synthase-like. Lineage: Eukaryota; Metazoa; Arthropoda; Insecta; Hymenoptera; Formicidae. Gene Ontology annotation, molecular function: phosphoribosylformylglycinamidine synthase activity. The record is from RefSeq and is a predicted model, not a curated record. Gene Ontology annotation, biological process: 'de novo' IMP biosynthetic process.